AUGAUUUCAGUCAAAUGCGAAGGAGGCAUCAACAAAAAUACCAUAACCCGCGGCGCCGAAGCCGUUCGCCCUCUAGGCAACUUCGUGAUUGCUGACAACCAUCGUCGAAUAGGGCCUCAAGAUACUCACGUUAUGAAAGAUCUAGAUCGCCGCGCGAUCGCUCACCCGACCGAUUUGAUAGAGGCGCUCAGCAAUGGCGGCUUUCCUCCCAACCGCGACUUUGGCGACCCAUUGCGGCGCGAGCCUCCUCGCGGCCCAAAAGCCUUGAUCGACGCACCGAGUGGACCCCGUGGCGGAGGUUUCGGAGGAGAUUUUAGAGGUCGGGGUCGGGGGCGCGGUCGCGGAUGGUCUUCAAGGGACGAUAGCCGAGAUCGGGGUCGAGACAGGGACAUGGACUUUCGUGAUCGUUACCGCGAUGACCGAAGCCGUGAGCGUGAUCGCGAUAGGGAGUGGCGCGAGCCUAGAGAUUUCCGCUCACGUCGCUCUCCUAUCGGCCGCGCAAGAUCACCUAAUCGAGACUUCCGAGAUAGAGACCGUGAUGGACCUCUGGGCGUAGACGCAGAUAGGUCCAGGCGCGGUUCUCGAGAUGGGGGACCGCCCUCUGCAGGAUCAUCAUCUUCUGAUCCCCAGUUUAACAUGGCGCCUUAUCCUCGUGGCGGAGGUUUCCAUCGAGGACGUGGGCGAGGAAGAGGAGAUUGGACUUCGGAAAGAGGGCGCGGACGAGGACCAUAUAUGGACGAUAGGGGUGAUCGCUACCCACGAAGUCGGUCUCAAGAGGGUCGAUGGGGUAGGGAUCGUGAUGAUAGAGAUCGCAUGGAGCGAAUGGAUCGUUAUGCUGACCCAGAGACCCGACACAGCCGAGACGAACGUGGAGACAAUCGAGAUCGCGAAUUGUUCAGAAACAAAAUGGAAGCUCGCGCCAACGCAGGCCACGACUCAGGACUGUCUAGUAAGGAAGUGUCGCCGCCUCCUCCUGUUGUGCCAUCUGCUCCUACCUUUGGAUCUUCGAUCAGCCGAGGGCUGAGCAUAGGAGAGGGGUAUGUUUCCGCCAGCGCUGCCACGAAGAUACCGCCUACCGCACCCCGCGCUUUUGGCGAUCGGCCUCCGUCAGCUGGACAUGAUCCAGCUAUGCCUCCCAUGGGCAUGGGUAAGCCAAUGAUGCAUGAUGGUCCUUCGAUUCCAGUCGGCCCUCGAGCCCAGCAACCUCCUCCCCCAAGACCUUCCAGCAAGCAAUGGAUCAACCCUAACCUUAAAAAGGCACCGGAUUCGCCAAAGAUGAUGAGAUCCCCGAGUUUUGUACAGCAGCGACCGGCUAUACGACGCGGUAGUUCUCAGUACGAUCAUUAUAAUGAGGAUGAGAGGCGACCGCGUAGUAGCGAUGCAAAGUCAGACACUCAUUAUGACAAUCGGGCUCGGUCCAAUUAUAGCGCGGAGCCAGGAGAAAUCACCGUCAAAUCCGAGCGAGAAUCUCAAUCUGCAAGAGCAUCAAUCGACAGAGACACACGGCCUAUCAACGCUUCUAGGCGGGAUUCUUAUCGCUCUGGUCCAUCGCCUACCAUGGAAAACAUGCCCAGAUUCAGCCAGGUAUCUGAGGACCGUGCAAGAGAGAUGAGAGAACCUCCCAAAGAAGCCCCCAAAGAAGCCCCUAAAGAAUCGCCAAAGCGGAAGCGUGUUCGACCAGUUAUCAAGGUGGUCAGGUUUGAAGUCCCCCCUAAACCAGAGCCUGUGGAACAGAACUCGGAAUCCGAUGACGACGACGACAUGGCCGACUACUUUGACAUGGAAAUUGGGAAAACGGAGGCUGAAUUGAGUAAACUUGAGGGGCCGAAGUUGCCUACUCAGGUCAUGGCUCGGUUUGCGGCUCUUUCUCAUGGAUCUAUGGUCAAGAUUGUCGGGGAACAGGAUGGACUGCUCAGGAUGGUGGAAGAGCUCCCCGAGGCGGCAAACAAGCUUGUCGCUGAGAAAAUCAAGGAACCUGCACCUGACGAAGAACAUGAAAAGGCGGACGUGGAAAUGGCAAAUACUUCCGAAAAUGCAAAUGAAGUCAAGUCCGAACCACCGCAGCAGCCACACCAGGAAGACAUGGAGUUGGAGCCGGAGCCUGAGAUUCAUGUCAGGGGUUCGGAGGAACCAGAUGUUGAGCCGGCCCCGAAGCCAUUGCCUGAAAUCACCAAAGAGCCGACAGAGCAGGUUAUCGAACAGUCUAUCGACAAACCCGAGAAAUCCGUGGAAUCCACCGAGAACACUGCUAAGAAACCCGUCGAGAGACAGAGCGUUGAAUCUGUCGCGCAGCUUGACAAGAGACCAGCCCACGAGGAUGUGGAAGAAAAUUCUAACGAGAAGCCUUUUGAGAAACUUGCCGCGAAGCCUGUCGAGGAUAUUGUUGAGGAUGCUGCACAGCAGCCUGUUGAGGAAACCGGCAAACAAGAACCUAUUGCAUCAGCACUUGAACCCGAGAUUGAUGAAAUGGAUGUUGACGAACCUGCCGUCGAGGCUGCACCAGCCGCGUCCGGGACCUCGAUGCCUGUUGCUGACAGAGAAGUUAAAGAUCCAACUCCUGCGACACCUGAAACUGCCAUCAAGGAACUUCCAGUUGAACCUAUGGAGAUUAGCGACAUGACUUUACGCACAGUCAAAGAAUCUCCUGUGGAGAAACCAAAAGAUGAUAACCCAAGUGAGAUGCCCGUCGACGCCCGUCCCGAAACGCCCUCGCAGGUACAGAAAGAGGGAUUAGGUGAUACUCCUUCCGGAACAUCCACAGGGAAGCACGACCAAAAUGUUAUCAAAACUCCAGUGAAAGUUCCUGCCGAACCUCAAAUCGAGACUCCUGCAAACAAGUCUGAAACCAGUCUUCACAGGCACAUCGAGACUGACAAUACCCCCGUUACUGUCAUUGCACCAAACGUCGUUUUACAAACCACCGAGACAGCUUCGAAGCCACCUAGCACACCAUCGCAGGUUGACGACGACGAAACCGAGUCCGAGGAUGAUUCCUUCAUGAAUAUGGAUACUGUCCGACAAUAUAUGACCACGCCGCCAAUCGAUAGCCUCCCCAACUUCAGCUGUCAGCCUUGGGACCAGGACAAGGAGUUCAUGGGCACUCUCGAAUCAGACUCGUUCCUUGACGGCUUUGUUCUUGAACAUUUGAAUAAGCUGCAUUUGGAAAAGUCUGCAGAGCAGGAUCAUGAUAAGAAGAUCUACUCUGACAACUAUCAUCAUUACCUGGACUUUACUAUGUCAAACGAUCCUGCUGCUGUAAAGAGCCGUGGAAAGUUCUCGGUCUCGACAGGCAUUGAAUUCACCGGCACGGUGACCCCUGAGCCAAAACACGAGGGAAGCGGCCGUGGGCGUCGUUUCGCAACUGAACGAGACCUCGAACGUGUUUUACAAGCAUCAAUGCGCGAAGACGAAGAAAGAAGAGAGCGUGAGCUUCGAAUGCAGCAGGAAAAGUACCGCACUGAUAAGGAAGCUGUCAUCCCGGAUAUGAUUUGGACGCAGGAAGAAAAGGACAAUACUAACUAUAUUGACAAGAGUGGAUACACGCCUGUUGACCGAUUAGUAUCAGCAUGGCGUGUCUUGCCUCCGGUCAAUAACUUCACCGAGGAAGAGGCCGGUCUGUUCGAGAAAAGAUACUUGGAAGCACCCAAGCAAUGGGGCAGAGUUGCGGAAGCUAUCCCGCACCGUAACUUCGGCGCUUGCAUCCAGUAUUAUUACAUGAACAAGAAGAACCUCAACCUGAAAGAGAAACUCAAGAAGCAGCCUAAGAGGCGCAGAAAGGGUAAGGGGAAGCAAAGGUCUAGUGCACUGGUAUCGGAAUUGGGCAACGGCGACGGAGAGACAGAGGAAAACCAUGAUACAGGAGAGAACGGUGAGAGAAGACGACCGCGACGAGCGGCUGCGCCUACUUGGGGCUUUGAACAACCUCCAAUUGACACAGAGGCCUCGACGCCCAAUGCUACACCUGGUAGGCGUGGAGGUUCUGCAAAGGUUGAUCAUCCCGAAAAGGUGGACGGAAGAAAGAGACGAAGAGGUCCCAAGGAAAAGGAACCCAAAGCACCGAAAUCAAACCAGACUUUGGCUGCGGCACCAGGGCCUGCCAAGGGCCGCUCGAGGUCCAACUCAAGAGCUCUCAACACAGAUGGCACCACGACUCCUUUGCCAGUUCCUGAAGGUCAUCGUCUCCCAACUCAAUUCGAGCAGCACCCAGCCGGGAUCCAGCCUCCCUUCUCUGUGCAGCCACAGCCCAUGCAGACAUUGGAACGUCCUCCACCAGUUGCUUCCACGUCCCUCUCGGAGGUAAUGGCAGCACCGUCACUUCGACCUGACCCACCUCCACAACCUGCCAUGGCUACUUUCAACUUGACUCACCAGUCAUCAGAACGUAAAGCACCGACUCAAGCAUCUAGUUACUGGAGUGUGUCUGAAUCUAAUGACUUCCCGCAUCUCCUACGCUCGUUCGGCUCGGACUGGACAGCUAUCGCGGCCCACAUGGGCUCUAAAACUGCUGUCAUGGUGAAGAAUUAUUAUGUUCGUCAAAAGGAUCAAGGCAAGUCCGAAUGGGAGAUUAUUGUCAGUGACGCCGAGAGGAAGAAACAGUCCGGGGAGAAACUGCCAGAUCCACCUCAACCAUCAACAGGAGGGCGAGGAAGGAGAUACGACAGCUCAGCAGCUGCUUCUCGGCCCCUUGCUGUUGCUCCAGGAAUUGAAAUACAUGGGGAAACACCACAACCCAAGAUGGAACCUGCCGGUCAACCUCCUCGUGGCCCGCAAUUCUCAGCCUUUGGAGGAGUUCCUAUCGCACAGGCUCCUGUCCAGCAGCAACCAAUUGUUCAGUCACAACAACCCAUUAUCAAUCAGCAUCCUACCGCUCAACCAGUUACUCAGGUUAUGUCACCUGGCCCAAGACCUUUGCAAGCCCCUGUACAACAACAAUUUAGACUUAACGAACGCGAGCCUGCAGCACGCGUACCGCUUCCACAGAAAGCCUCUGUCAGACCUCCUGGCGUGGAGCCACGAGAGCAACGGCCUCUGGCUGCCGCACAGCCACUGCAGCCGUCUCGAAAUGAGGCUGCUAUGAUGGAACACAACGCUCAGAUGGAACGUCAAAAGAUGGAGAUGCAGAUGCGUGAACAAGAGCAACGCGAGUUAGCUCGACAGUCAGAAAGGCAAACUUUACGUGUCAAGCAGGAGCGCGAGAUGACACCACAGCCCCAUCAUUACGAGCCAUAUGCUCAUCACCGCCAACAAGGAAGCCUCGGCGGUCAACCAUUGCCGAGGCCGCUACAGGAGUCUGGUCGUCCUCAAUCCUAUGGUCCUCCUGUGCAGCAGCAAGCUCCUGUUCAGCCAGUGCGAAAUCUGAUGGAGGAACAACCCCUCACACGCUCGCCUCAGAUGGGCACGCCUACCAGUCGUCCCGUGUCUUCUCUUCAGCAACGACCCUCUUCAGGCUCAAUGCACGAUACAUUUGGCUCAGUUACACCCCAAUCUGGCACUCCAGUCCAAACUCCAGCAGCAGCACCUCCUCGUCCCCAAGAGCAACGUAAGGGAGGUCUUAAUAUCAUGUCGCUGCUCAAUACGGACGAUACUCCUCCAAAACCCAAGCGAGUGAAUGAUGUCACAAGCACUCCUACAAGGCCCUCGCCCACUCCCCCGCCCCGCAGCGGCCGUCCACUUCCAGGGCCGCCAUCACAAAUUCGGCGUGAGCCAGAACCAUACUCGCCCUUCGCUCGAGGUACGCCUGUAAUGCCACCUCUCAAGCCAACUUAUGCGGAUUCUCCUCAGCCCCCGCACAUGGGCACUUCGAGGGCGUCGAUAGGAGUAUCGCACGAAGCUGCCGCUGCUGCAGACCCGCGAGACUUCUAUAGGCAGAAUCCUUAUCAGUCUGCAAACCAUAGCCGCACAAAUUCACCUCAAGGUGACCAUCGCUACCCUCCCCCAGGCCCCCCUCAGUAUCAGAACCAGGGAUAUCCAACGUCAUACGCCAAUACAGGCCAGCCAGCACAUGCUGGAUCACCGGGUGGUCAGUAUGGCCACCCUCGUUCACGAGAAGUCGCCCAGGGUGGUCGUGAAACUUCUUGGCCGUCGCCGGCCCAACAAGGUCAUCCCAGCAUGCAACAGCCCGCCGGCUGGUCAUCGCAGCCACCUCCCAACACAUCGCAACCACCGCCACAACAACAGCAGUGGCCUCCGCAACAUCCUUCGUCCAAACCCCAAACACCAGGGGCGUCAUGGGCUGCAUCACAACCACCUUCUCAGCCACCCCCUCAACAAGGUCACCACAUGCCCAUGAGAGAUGAUGGAAGAGGCCCUUACUACCCUGGUGGAGCGAGCAUGCCACCACAGCAACAUCAGAUGCAGGGUCGCUAUCCAACUCCAGUCUCGCGUGGGCCUGAGCAGGUGCCUCCUCCUGGGCAAGCAUACCCUCGUUAUGCUUCUACUCCUGGCCCUGGGCAGCCACGAGAUCAUAGAGAAAUGCCUGGUCGUAGCUUUACGCCCGCGAGUUACGAUGCACGUGGGCCGCCCCCUCCAGGGGGUCCCAUGUACCCUGGCCAUGAUCCUCGAGAUCCCAGAGACCCUCGUGAUCCCAGAGACCCCCGUGAUCCAAGGGAUCCGCGAGAAAUGAUGGGAAGAGGAGGAUUGAGGCCACAUGAAUACGAGAGACAUCAAGAUUACUAUAGGAGAUGA
Molecule: messenger RNA, 6684 nt
Organism: Fusarium poae
Lineage: Eukaryota; Fungi; Ascomycota; Sordariomycetes; Hypocreales; Nectriaceae
Exons: 3
Coding region: 1-6684 (2227 amino acids)
Biological process (GO): regulation of transcription by RNA polymerase II
Cellular component (GO): Set3 complex
Source: RefSeq, a predicted model, not a curated record